Alligator sinensis (Chinese alligator) is the source of this 3724-nucleotide messenger RNA. RefSeq names its product centrosomal protein 104 (gene CEP104). Gene Ontology annotation, cellular component: cilium. The record is from RefSeq and is a predicted model, not a curated record. NCBI's taxonomy places the organism in Eukaryota, Metazoa, Chordata, Crocodylia, Alligatoridae. The coding region runs from base 398 to 3325 and encodes 975 amino acids. The transcript is spliced from 22 exons.
GCUCCUCUGCCCCCACCCGGCCCCGGCCCCGGCCCGCGGAGACGGCGCGGUGCGUGGGUGGGGGUCUGACCCCAGAGGGUUUCCAGGAAAGCCUCCUCUUGGCCGCCCCUUCCAGCCCCCUUUCCUCCUCUGCGCCGUCUUUUAAUUCUGCUGCAAAACUAAUCCUGAAGCAUUUUGUUGAUGCUCCCUGUGUUAAUGGAAAUGGCUUGAGAAGCCCCUAGGAAGUGCCCAGAAAAAGCUGUUUAGAGGAAAUCCUGGCACUGAACAAAUAUUUAAGGAAUCCAUCUGAAUUUUCAGGUUUCUUUGCUUUUAUUAGAGGAGGCUGGUAAAGUUACCCCCAAACUACUGAUAUUUAUUUAUACAAAAAAUAUGUAAUAGGUCCUUAAACUAAAUCCGAAUGUGCCAACGGCUCUUAAAGAAGAGCCAUCCAAGUAAGCAGCUCUCCCUCCAAGUACAGACGGCAAGUCUCGUCGUUGUUGUUGUCGUGGUGUUUUGUUUGUGUGUCGAUCACAUAGUGUUUUUACCGUUCUGUUUUAAACGCAGAAUGCCACACAAGGUUGGGUUUGUAGUUCUCAGUUCAUCAGGACAUGAAGAUGGCUUCAGUGCAAAGGAGCUGAUGGUUCAUGCACCAACAGUUAAUGGAUGGAGAUCACCAAGACUCUGUCAGUACCCACAAGAAAUUGUUCUUCAGAUGGUGGAGAGAUGUCGCGUUCGAAAGCUGCAGCUGCUUGCACACCAGUACAUGAUCUCAAGUAAAAUUGAGUUUUACAUCAGUGAAAAUCUUCCUGAAUACUUUGCACCUUACCAGUCGGAACGGUUUCGAAGGCUAGGUUAUGUAUCCCUAUCAGACAAUGAGAAGACUCGGUACAAAGCACGGGAGCUGAAAUCAGUGUAUGUGGAUGCAGUUGGACAAUAUCUAAAGCUGACUUUUCAUAAAAAUUAUGUCAAUAGGUACAACUUGUAUGGGCAGGUUGCUCUAGUAGCAAUAAAUAUAAUUGGGGAACCUGCCGACUCUACUAAUGACAAUAAUAAUCCUUCAAGAGAGAAGCUGAUUGACCAUUAUCUUGGGAGCAAUUCAGAAGACCCAGCCUUAGAUGGAACAUACAUUGGGAAACCUGACUCUAUUUCACCACUAGAUGACUUGGCUUUUGAUAUGUACCAGGAUCCAGAAGUUGCUCAAAUAAUUCGUAAACUGGAUGAGAAGAAGCAAGAAGCUGUCCGUCACGAACGCUAUGACUAUGCCAAGAAGCUCAAACAAGCUAUUGCUGACUUGCAGAAGGUUGGUGAGCGACUCGGGAGGUAUGAAGUGGAAAAACGCUGCGCUGUGGAGAAAGAGGAUUAUGAUCUUGCUAAAAAAAAGAAACAGCAGAUGGAAGAGUACCGCCUGAAGGUGUAUCAGCAACUGGAGCUCCACAACCUUAUGGAUCCAGAGCUGAUGAUCAGAAGGCCGCCUGAGUUGCCUCUUGAACCUGUGAUUCACUCUGUUAGCCCUCGGCAAAAGAAAUCCCCACAUUCACCCCAAAAUGAGAAAACGGAACCAGAGAACGUUGAGCCUUUGCCACAGGAAAAGCCAACAGAGCCAACUUCUCCUGAGCCUGUUGUUCCCCAUCAGUCCCCUCCUCCUGUGGUCCAGCCCACAGCCUCAGUAGAGGGCUUUCCCAACAUAAAUGUAGAAUUUUUACCUUAUGAUGAGAGGCCUCUUCCAGCUAUUCGUAAACAACAUGAGGAAGCAUUUGCCUACCUUGAGCCAGAAAUGAAUGAAGAGUAUAUUGAUGAUACUCCAAGAAGUGGCAUCACUGGGGAGCCUGAACCAUUAACAGAAAAAGCACUAAGGGAGGCCAGCCCUGCCAUUGAAGUUUUUGGAGAGGCUUUGGUUGCAGGAGCAUAUUCCAAGACUUGGUCAUAUCGAGAAGAUGCAUUGCUUGCUAUAUAUAAAAAGCUGAUGGAAAUCUCUGUCAGCACCCCAAAAGAGGAUUUAAAGAACAUGCUCAGGGCUGCUGUCUUUCUCGUAAGAAGAGCCACAAAAGACAUAGUGUCUUCUGUUUUUCAGGCUUCCCUGAAACUUCUAAAAAUGAUCAUUACGCAGUACAUACCAAAGCAUAAGUUAGGGAAACUGGAAACAGCUCACUGUGUGGACAGAAUCCUUCCAAAUCUGCUUUCUAGGACUGGGGAUUCAUCAACCCGUCUGCGCAUUGUGGCUUCCAACUUUAUUCAGGAAAUGGCACUAUGUAAUGAAGUUAAACCCCUUCAUAUUAUUCCAAUUCAUUUGGUCCAUCCAUUGAAACCAAAUUCCCCUACACAUCUAGCAAUGAGUCAGGUUGAAUUAGUGGAACGCCUCUUGAAAAAUUUGGGAACUGAAAAUUCUGGGUUUACCGUUGACAACAUCAUGAGGUUUGCAACAGGUGCUUUGGAGCAUAGAGUGUAUGAGGUACGCGAUACAGCAUUACGGAUUAUCUUUGACAUGUACAGGCAGCAUCGGACCAUUAUAUUGAACUAUCUUCCACCAGAUGAUGCCAAUACACGCAAGAAUGUGCUUUAUAAAACACUCUUUGAUGGAUUUACUAAAAUAGAUGGCAAACUUACUGAGGCUGAAAUUAAAGCACAGAAAAAGGCAGCCACAGAAGAAGCAGAGAAACAAAAGAAGGAGCAAAUUAAGGUGUUGCAGGGACAGCUGGCAGCACUGAAGGAGAUUCAGGCAGAAGUUCAGGCUGGAAAGGAAAAAGAAAAUGAUUUUCAGAAGCUAAAGAAUCAAGGUGAUCAGCUAAACAAAGCCACCCUAUCUGCAGCAACAGAAAUUUCAGAUGAUCGUUCCUCGGUUACAAAUUAUUUAGAUAAUCUGUGCAUUUUCUGUGGUGAAAGGGAUGAAUCCUUCACAGAGGAAGGCUUGGAUCUCCAUUACUGGAAGCGUUGCCCAAUGUUAACAAGAUGUGAACACUGCAAGCAGGUGGUGGAGAUAGCUAGUUUGACAGAGCACCUGCUGACUGAGUGUGAUAAAAAAGAUGGCUUUGGGAAAUGUCAGCGCUGCAGUGAGGCCCUUCCAAAAGAGGAGCUGCCCAAACAUAUCAAGGGCAAGGCUUGCAAUCCUGCCAAACCAGAAAAAGUGGCAAACCAUUGUCCAUUGUGCCAUGAGAACUUCACCCCAGGAGAGGAGGCUUGGAAAUCUCACUUAAUGGGCAAAGAUGGCUGUAAAAUGAAUCUGCGGAGGGUGCACACUAUAAAUAAAACCCUACUGAUGCAGCCUGGCAAAGCAGGAGGAUUAGCUGUCACCAAGCCAGUCCCUACAGGAGCAAAGCUGCGAUCCCCCACCAUAGGAACUGUGCGGUGAAGUAAGUAUUCAUACACCGGAGCACGUGGCAGCAAUUUGCUUUAUCAGAACACAGAGUGCUAAGGAGUAGGUGCUAAAAUGCUCUCACGCCAUGGAACAACACUUUAACCUCCCCGUUUCAUUAUCAGCUUCAGGACAUUUCCUUCCAAGAGGGAAUGAAUUGUUCUGCAUCUGUCCCCACAACGGGUACAGAAAUGCCUGAUUAUAGUCAUCUUAUAAGUGAUAUUUUUCUUUUGCUGAAUUGAAGUAAGUUUGCUGUCUUGUAUUUUGUAUAUGUUGUACUAUAUUUGUAGUGUACAGUUUUUAUAGAGCUUUUUAUGUGCCCUGUAAAUACCUAUGAAUUUUAUAAGUACAUUUUAAGUAUGUUGCAAUGUGUCUUUUGAAACUGCUGUAUGCAAU